This is a messenger RNA of Fonsecaea monophora, 465 nucleotides long. RefSeq lists its product as hypothetical. NCBI's taxonomy places the organism in Eukaryota, Fungi, Ascomycota, Eurotiomycetes, Chaetothyriales, Herpotrichiellaceae. The record is from RefSeq and is a predicted model, not a curated record. Bases 1 to 465 code for a protein of 154 amino acids. The transcript is spliced from 3 exons.
AUGAAGCUACUUUCCUUUCUCUCCUUGCUCGGCAUCGCCGCUCUCGCCGAAGCUGGAGCCUGCAACAGUGGGAUCAAUGCAAUUGCCGUCCCUCUGCUGAAGGGAUACCCCCCCGCGCAGUCCUUCUGUAGCGCAAAAUACCCUCAGCCAGUCACACUCCUCCUCGACAACCACGACGACAACAAGAACCCCAUCAACGACGCCCACCACUUCAAGAAGUGCUACGACGACUCAGGACGCCAAGGCAUCGCAAUGGUCUGUCUUGGUGUCCGAGGCUGGAGCAGCUUUGUCGACCUUCUGCUCCUGCAUCGAAACUCCCAGCACCAAGACUGUUACUCCCAUGACGACAACAACCACCACUACCACCACCACCACGACAACGACCACGACAAGCACGAUCCCGACAACGACGACUUCAACGCUUACCUGCGUCCCACAGGGGGGCGUCUGCAACGGAAGCAAUGA